Molecule: messenger RNA, 1260 nt
Organism: Fusarium oxysporum Fo47
Lineage: Eukaryota; Fungi; Ascomycota; Sordariomycetes; Hypocreales; Nectriaceae
Exons: 1
Coding region: 1-1260 (419 amino acids)
Source: RefSeq, a predicted model, not a curated record
AUGGCGCUCGCAAUAACAGACCCUUUCAACAGAUUACCGCCAGAGCUGCGCCUCCGGGUUCUUAUAUCGAGUCACUACAAAUUAUCAACAUCACGCAUAAUCGAAGCCUCUCCAAUUAUGCUUCAACAAUAUCUCGCACACAAGAAGUAUAUCGUGCGACAAGUGCUUGCGGCCGAACUUGACGCGCAGAUGAUCCAAGAUGCCAUGGCAAUUACCUUGUUUCGAAGGUCACAGCCUACGCGUGCACACUUUCGAGCUUGGUCCAAGUCCAACCUGCCCAAUCCUCUCAAAGAAAUUGAUGACCACCUGGUAGGUGAACUGGACAAGUUGUAUCGCCAAAUUCUUCUUUUGGUCGAGGACUAUAUUACCAAAGCCACCGCUUCCAUGGCCCCACAGGCAUAUCUUUGUUUGCCGCAAGUCCGGCAGCCAUCAAUUGAAGGACAUAUUAUGUUCAAAGGCUCAAAGGUGGCACCACGAUUUGAUUCCGACAAACUCACAUUCUCGGAAAGGAAAAGGGUUUUCAAAGCAUUUCUGACGUACGAGCUACUACGCAAGGCCGGUUAUUCCAUUCGUAUUCCCAGGAAGCUACGGAAACGUAAGGUCAGCAAUGCAGAGUAUGAAGCUGUCGGGUGUGUCCACAGCUACGUCUGUUCUCUAUACGGGGCGAUGCUCGCUCAAUGCAACGAUGCUGAUCUCUCAACCGCUUCGGCGGCUCCUCCACUUGGAACUGACACGUUCUCCCCCAUUCCCGAUGCCGUUUAUUUUGCCGCAAAUCCAUGCACUCCUAAUAUACGUUUGUUUACCGACAGCCAUGGCCAUGACAUUGGGGCCAGUUUCUCAACACUUGGACUUGAUCGGCUCACCGAUUUCCUUCGCUACGAUAUGGCUAAGCCAGAGGAAAGAAAAGCCCUCUACAAGCAACUCAAACAUGUCUGGGAGUUUGAAGAGCCCUCUGGCUCUGACGCAUGGGAUAAGAGCUCUCGUCCCUUACUCAAAUCCAAGCCGAAAUACAAAAACGGCGACGAAUCAUCUAUGUACAAGCAACUUUCUUUGCAUCCCGGUGAGAAACUCCGUUACAGGGUGGGUCAGCAACGCGCUUGGGUGUUCUUUGACAACGACCGUUUCUAUCCCCAAGAGAGCCCUGAACGACCGAAUUUCCCAUCGGAAAGGUCCCUUGCGGAGAAGUCGUUCAACCAAGCUUUUUCUAUUAACGACUGGUUUCAUAGCCUGAAAAAUGCCAGAAUUUUACAACGCGGCUAG